Crotalus tigris (Tiger rattlesnake) is the source of this 1810-nucleotide messenger RNA. Its product is annotated as interferon-inducible GTPase 5-like. Gene Ontology annotation, molecular function: GTPase activity; GTP binding. The coding region runs from base 163 to 1398 and encodes 411 amino acids. The transcript is spliced from 2 exons. NCBI's taxonomy places the organism in Eukaryota, Metazoa, Chordata, Lepidosauria, Squamata, Viperidae. The record is from RefSeq and is a predicted model, not a curated record. Gene Ontology annotation, cellular component: membrane.
AAAAAAACAACAGGACAUUAGGGGGUUUAUCAGAGAGAUGCAGUCCUUCUGAUCGGAGGAGUCUGGCUCUUUUUGAAGGCGAUCAACACCAGACUGCCGAGAGACCUUUGAGAAUUAUUCCUUUUAUAAAAGCAAAUAAUCUGCACAGAACAAAGAGCAACUAUGGGCAAUCUACUUCUAAAGGAUUUCGUAAGGAGAGAAUUUGAAGACUUAAAGGAUGAUUUAAAUCAAGGCAGUAUCCCAAAAGUGGCAGCAGAAUACAGAGAAUGUUUAAAUGAAAUGCAAAAUCUGCCCCUUAAUAUUGCAGUUACUGGAGAUGGGGGUGUUGGUAAAUCCUCCUUUGUCAAUGCCUUCCGGGGUGUAAAUGAUGAUGAUAAGGAGGCAGCCGAGGUUGGGCCAGGAAAAGAAACAUUAGUGCUAAAGGCAUAUCCUCACCCUUCUUUCCCUAAUAUAAAAAUAUGGGACCUUCCAGGGAUUGGGACAUAUAAGGUUAAGGCAGCAAAAUAUCUGAAGAACGUCCAAUUUGAAAAAUACGAUGUCUUUAUUGUGGUUAUUUCUGAUCGCUUUUCUGAAAACCAAGCUAUGCUGGCGAAGGAAAUACAAAGAAUGAAGAAGAAAUUUUACUAUGUGUGUAGCAAAAUGGAUAUCACCAUCAACAAUGAAAUGAGAAGAAAGAAUUUCAAUAUGGAGGACACCUUGACGUCCAUGAGGAAAUAUUGUGAAGAGAGCUUGAAAGAGGCAGCUGCAGUUUCCACAAGAGUGUUUCUGAUAUCCAGUCGGGAGGUGCACAUGUAUGAUUUCCCUCUCCUGCAAGAGACAAUGGCCACUGAACUUCCUGACCACAAGAAAGAUAUUUUAACACUAUCUAUGCAUAUUUUCUCCGAAAGUGAAUUGAUGAAGAAAAAAGAGCUAAUGAAAGACUAUAUAAAGAAGAUAGCAUUGGUAUCUUGUGCUUGUGGAGCCAUGCCUCUCCCGGGUCUCUCUAUAGCUUGUGAAGUUGGAAUUUUGAUAGAUACCCUGAGAUGUUUCUGCCGGGUGUUUGGCUUAGAUGACCGGUCCCUCCGUUUUCUGGCACUUCAGACAGGAAAAGAAUUUGAAGAAUUGAGGUCAGCUAUCAAGAAAACGCCGUUACUCAACACAAUAAAUGCAGAAUUGGUUGCUUCUCUCUUGAUGAAGUCAUCUCUUUGGGUAGUUGUGUCACUUGUGGAACUGGCUUUUGAUUUUGUACCUGUUCUUGGUUCUUUGGUUGGUGGAGCGAGUUCAUACGUUGUCACGUAUCAUUUUCUGAACAGCUUUCUUGACGAUGCUGUGGAAGAUGCCCAAAAUGUUCGAGCAAAGCUUCUUAAGCAACCAGAAUCCCAGGGAAAAUUUGAAAAAAUCUCUCAAAAGCCCCUUUGAAGGAAAUAGUCAAGCAUUUCAUCCAAAUGAAACAGGAGGAAGAAAAUAAUAAUGUUUCAGUGCCUUAUUAUUUUCUUGUUUUUAAGAAUUCUCUGAUUGAAAUAUGUGCUUGACCACCCGGAGGGCAAAGGAGUACCCCUGUCACAGAUAUUUCCUCAGGAACUCAGAAAUUAAAUAUUUAUCUAUAUUGUUUGGGGGUAGUUGCUUUUCUUUUUUUUGUUUUUUCUCUUUUUCUUUCUUUUCUGUUCUAUUUGUAACCAUUCUAAAUAACAAAAGCAAUAGAGAAUUUGAUAUGAUGAUGCAUAUUACAUAACAAUUUUUGAAAAAUAUGAAAAAAACCCACAAUAUACUCCGCUUGAGAUAUCUCAUUAAUGUAUUAAUAAAAAGAAUUUUAAAUAAAACUUUGAACGUA